ACGUGUCAGGCGACCUCUGCUACCUGGGGGAGGAGAACUGCCAAGUCCGAUUUGCCAAAUCUGCUCUCAGGAGAAAGUGUGCAGUGUGUAAAAUCGUGGUCCACGCCGCCUGCAUCGAGCAGCUAGAAAAGAUUAAUUUCAGAUGUAAACCAACAUUUCGGGAAGGGGGCUCGAGAUCACCAAGAGAAAAUUUUGUGCGUCAUCACUGGGUGCACAGGCGCCGGCAGGAGGGGAAAUGUAAGCAGUGUGGUAAGGGCUUCCAGCAAAAGUUCUCCUUCCACAGUAAAGAGAUCGUGGCUAUCAGCUGUUCCUGGUGCAAGCAGGCGUUUCACAAUAAGGUGACCUGCUUCAUGCUGCAUCACAUUGAGGAACCCUGCUCCCUGGGGGCCCACGCUGCCGUAAUUGUCCCGCCCACGUGGAUCAUUAAGGUGAAGAAACCUCAGAACUCCCUGAAGGCUUCCAACCGGAAGAAGAAGAGAACAAGUUUUAAAAGAAAGGCCAGUAAAAGAGGAGCCGAACAGGAAAACAAAGGCCGCCCUUUUGUGAUCAAGCCCAUCUCGUCACCUCUCAUGAAGCCAUUGCUUGUAUUUGUGAAUCCCAAGAGUGGAGGCAACCAGGGAACCAAAGUCCUGCAGAUGUUUAUGUGGUACUUGAACCCACGGCAAGUCUUCGAUCUUUCUCAGGAGGGGCCAAAGGAUGCAUACUUUAUACCAGCAACAGGAAAGCUAACCUAUAUCCCAGGCUCCAUCCUAGUGGGCUCAUUUGCCCUGGACCCUUUGCCUCUGCAUUAUAAGGCCUUGGAGGACCUUGGCUAUGGUAUGGUCGGCUGGAUUCUUUCCAUCCUGGAUGAACUGCAGCUGAGCCCCCAGCCCCCUGUGGGGGUCCUUCCUCUGGGAACAGGGAAUGACCUGGCUCGGACUCUCAACUGGGGAGGGGGCUACACUGAUGAACCUGUUUCUAAGAUCCUCUGCCAAGUAGAAGAUGGGACAAUUGUACAACUGGAUCGCUGGAACCUUCAUGUGGAAAGAAACCCAGACUUGCCUCCGGAAGAGCUGGAAGAUGGUGUAUGUAAGCUGCCUCUGAACGUUUUCAAUAACUACUUCAGCCUUGGAUUCGAUGCUCACGUCACACUGGAGUUCCAUGAAUCCAGAGAAGCAAAUCCAGAGAAAUUCAACAGUCGUUUUCGAAAUAAAAUGUUCUAUGCUGGGGCAGCUUUUUCCGAUUUCCUGCAGAGAAGUUCUAGAGAUCUAUCCAAACAUGUUAAAGUUGUUUGUGAUGGAACAGAUCUCACCCCUAAGAUUCAGGAACUGAAGUUCCAGUGUAUAGUAUUUUUAAAUAUCCCCAGAAUAGACAUGGCUGCCCUGCAAGUCGGGGGCCACGGAGAACGGCUCCACCAGUGUCGGGAGGUCAUGCUUCUGACCUACAAAUCCAUCCCCAUGCAAGUGGACGGAGAGCCAUGUAGGUUGGCCCCGGCAAUGAUUCGGAUCUCCUUGAGAAAUCAGGCCAACAUGGUACAGAAGAGCAAGAGGAGAACGUCCAUGCCUUUACUCAAUGAUCCCCAGUCUGUCCCAGAUCGCCUGAGGAUCCGGGUGAACAAAAUCAGUUUACAAGACUAUGAAGGAUUUCACUACGACAAAGAGAAACUCCGGGAAGCUUCUAUUCCUCUGGGUAUUCUAGUUGUCCGUGGAGACUGUGACUUGGAGACUUGCCGUAUGUACAUAGACCGCCUGCAGGAGGACUUGCAGUCAGUUUCUUCGGGUUCCCAGAGAGUCCAUUACCAGGACCACGAAACCUCCUUCCCCAGGGCGCUCUCAGCUCAGAGGCUGUCCCCCCGCUGGUGCUUCCUAGAUGCGACUUCUGCAGACCGCUUUUAUCGAAUAGACAGAUCUCAGGAACAUUUGCACUUUGUGAUGGAGAUUUCCCAAGAUGAGAUUUUUAUCCUCGACCCCGAUAUGGUGGUGUCUCAGCAGGCAGGGACACCUCCAGGCAUGCCUGACCUGGUGGUGGAGCAGGCUUCAGGGCUGUCAGACUGGUGGACUCCGGCCCUGAGGAAGCGCAUGCUGAGUGACAGUGGCCUGGGAAUGAUAACUCCCCACUAUGAUGACGCAGAUAUGAAAGACCUCAGCCACUCCCGUGUGCUGCAGUCACCAGUCUCUUCAGAAGAUCACGCCAUUUUGCAGGCAGUAAUAGCUGGUGAUCUUAUGAAGCUAAUAGAAAGCUAUAAAAAUGGAGGCAGUCUGCUAAUUCAGGGACCAGACCACUGUUCACUCCUUCACUACGCAGCUAAAACGGGCAACGGGGAGAUUGUAAAAUACAUCCUGGACCACGGACCAUCUGAGUUAUUGGAUAUGGCGGACAGUGAAACGGGUGAGACGGCACUGCACAAGGCUGCCUGCCAGCGGAACCGGGCCGUGUGCCAGCUUCUGGUGGAUGCGGGAGCGUCUCUGAGAAAGACGGACACCAAGGGUAAAACACCACAAGACAGAGCACAGCAGGCCGGGGAUCCAGACUUGGCUGCUUACCUAGAAAGCCGCCAGAACUAUAAGGUCAUUGGUCAUGAGGACCUGGAAACUGCUGUGUGACCCUGGUAGAUGGACAGAGCGACGGUGAGCGAACGUGUCACCUGUGCCCUCCCAGCAACCGGGCAGCUCCUGAGGACAAAGCUGAUGGAAUGCGUACGUCUCUGUCUCUCCUGCAAGAACCUCUGAGACCGUGCCACCAGUUUUUAAGGGCUACCAAGAUGUCCGGCAGAACAUGAUAGCCCAUUGAGAAGGAGCCAGGCUACCUGGAGAUUUGUGGAGUACAAGUUCCACAAAAUUUGAUCCAAUUGCUUCCAGCAAGUAGCAUGAACUUCUGUGUUCACCUGUAUAAUUUAUUUUAAUGAU
Octodon degus (degu) is the source of this 2885-nucleotide messenger RNA. RefSeq names its product diacylglycerol kinase iota (gene Dgki). Gene Ontology annotation, cellular component: nucleus. The coding region runs from base 351 to 2582 and encodes 743 amino acids. Gene Ontology annotation, biological process: regulation of synaptic transmission, glutamatergic; intracellular signal transduction; diacylglycerol metabolic process. Lineage: Eukaryota; Metazoa; Chordata; Mammalia; Rodentia; Octodontidae. The transcript has 31 exons. The record is from RefSeq and is a predicted model, not a curated record. Gene Ontology annotation, molecular function: ATP-dependent diacylglycerol kinase activity; protein binding.